CCAUAGAAAUCAAUACUGUCCAUUGUUUGUUCUUUCUUCAUCUCUAAACAUGAGCGACGCCAAAUAUGGUUAUGCUUACCCUCCUCCUCAAGGGACCUAUCAAGGACCUCCAGUGAUGGCACCUCCACAGUAUUAUGCACCUCCCCCGCCACCCAAGAGAGAACCUGGUUUCCUUGAGGGAUGCCUUGCAGCUUUGUGUUGCUGUUGGCUCUUUGAUGAGUGCUGCUGCGACCCAACAAUUAUAUGUGUGGACUAAAUCACCUUAGCCACUAAAUUAUGUUUGUGGUUUAAAGUCAUGAUGCCAUAUAUGAAAACCGUACCUGUAUGUUUUUUCUUUGCUUCGUUUUCACGACUUUAGAGAUGAAUGACAUCAAUGCCAAUGACUGUAUUUUCUACUCUGUCAUAGUGUUAAUUUUCACAAUAACCCUUUUUCAAUUCA
This is a messenger RNA of Rubroshorea leprosula, 439 nucleotides long. The record is from the annotation of a GenBank genome assembly. Lineage: Eukaryota; Viridiplantae; Streptophyta; Magnoliopsida; Malvales; Dipterocarpaceae.